GUGUCAAACAUGGCGCUGUCCUGUGCAGGUCUGUGUACCCAUUUGUCUUUGGCCAGACUCUGUGGUCUCAGGACAAACAGGAUAGCAAAUGGCCUUAAUUCACCUUAUGUGUCCUGCCCGCCCAGGUUGUCUCUGUGUAGACACUACACAUCAUCUAAAGUUAAACGAGGUAUUGGUCGAUACAUUUCUUCUAGGCUCCAGUCUGCAAAUAAUAAAUAUGAAGAGUUCCUUAAAAAGCGAUUUCCCCGAUUCUAUCAGCUCUACCACACUUUUGUGGAAGGAUUCAAGCUGCUGUUCCAAGAUGCUGGGGAACUGAAGAGGAUACGAGUAAAGAUGUUCACAGAUGGAAUAAUGUACAAGGACCUGCCUUACAGGGACAUGGAGAAACUCCGUCAGCUUCGCAGAGAUAUGAUCAAGGCCAUUCCACUGGUGAUGAUAUCCAUUCCUCCCUUUGCCAAUUAUCUGGUCUUUGUCUUGAUGUACUUUUUCCCCCGCCAGCUCCUGGUCCCUCAUUUCUGGACUCCGCAGCAGCAGGUGACCUUUCGGGGUGUGUACCAUUCCCUCAGGGCCCAGCACCACCAGCCGGUGCUCAGAGGACUUGAGUACGCAAGUCACAAAGUCAGAGAUGUUCAGCUGCAGCGUCACCUGAAGGAGCUUUGCACCAAAGUACAAAAUGGAGCAACCCCUAGAGUGUCUCAAAUCCUCGCUGUUCGAAGUCUGUUUUCUGGACACCCACUUGGUAUAAAACGGAUGCGAGUGAAUCAGAUGAGACACAUCAGCCCACUGCUUUUCUUGACGCCUCGCCUCCCGGGCUUCCUGAUUGGCCGGAGGCUUAACAGUCACGGCUUGGAGCUGCUCCAGCUGGACCGCGCCCUCAGCAGACUGGGCCUUCACCAGCUCAGUGACUCUGAACUCAAACAUGCCUGUUAUGUAAGGGGACUCAACUCCGAUAGCCUCAGCGUUAACCAGUGUCGUGACUGGUUGUCCAGUGGCUCCCAGGUCUCCUCCGCACUGAAAGAGUCAGAAGUGUCGUCUUUGCACACCAUUGUAUUACUCUCUGCCAACUAUCCAAAUGGUCCCGGUCGCCACUGCAGGGAAGCCUGACCUUGCACUUCGAAGCGCUGUCAGCAUCUCCCUUUUUGCCAAGGAAAAAACAUUUUAAAUUUGCACAAAGCAAGAUUUUUAGGUUUGGAAACAUAGUUUUAGGCUUAAAAUCAAAGCAGUUCUCAUGGAAAAGACUUCCUUCACUUCUGGGCACUACAGAAUUGUCCUAUUUGCUCAUUUACGUUGUGUAUUAAAUGGUGCAUAGGGUAAAUCUGUAGGCUCGUUAUCAGCAGACUCUUAAAACAUGAAAUGAUAGGUAUUGUCACCUAAAAAUCUUGCUUGGCACAAUUCUUUUGCUUUGCAGAAUGUAAUUUAGGGGUUUAACCCAAGUAUGAAGCACUUGACUAUUUACAGGGAAGGCUAAGGUACCCCCCUCCCUCACCUGUCACUGAAUCUCAAAUAUUUUAUCACUUUACAGUGAAGAUCUGUUUACUUCUAAGCUAGCACAUUAUUACAAAGUUACAUUUGCAAGGGUAGAAAGAUGAUGUAGUGUAAGAAACAACGAGCAGUGCUUUUGUGGAAUGUCAAGUGACUGUCACAUUCCAGUGAUUAAAAAAAUACACAUGAAAAAGCUUUUAUGUGGACACGGUAAAUACUUUUACAUGGUCACAUAAACAUGUACUGUAUUUCCUCAUAGUUUUACCUCAUUUUGUGACUGGCUUAUUUCUGUACUAUCACUAGUGCAGGUUAUGGCAACAUUGUACAUAGCUUAUGACAGAGGUUUUUUGUGUGCCGUUGUGGAAGAAGGAAAUUGUCAAAUAGGGAACUGAUCAUUAAAAACUAGCGGACUGCAUGAAAGCGCCCUCAAGGUGAAAAUGUCACUAGUAUUUUAGAAGAUCAAUCCGCCAAAUUGCAAAGACAUUCAUGCUUGAUUUUGAAGUGAAAACUGACCCCUUAUUGUAGGAAUAGUCUAAUAUAAUAGUAAUCUUCCCUGUAUGUGUUGGGGUGCAGCACAGCAGUAAUGCACUGUUUCAAGAUUUGUGAUGGCACUUUAUUUGACCGUUUACUUUGUGUUUUCUGUUUCUAGGGGCUUAAAAUGACAAACUUAUCCUAGUCAGAUCACACUUUUGCAGUUUAAUUCUAGCAUCAUACUCUGUCAAUAGAACAAAGAGGAACUGCGUUUGUUGUGUGGCUUUUGUUGUAAAAAA
Messenger RNA from Sphaeramia orbicularis (orbiculate cardinalfish), 2252 nucleotides. It is a transcript of the gene letmd1, whose product is annotated as LETM1 domain containing 1. Gene Ontology annotation, molecular function: ribosome binding. Gene Ontology annotation, biological process: intracellular monoatomic cation homeostasis. NCBI's taxonomy places the organism in Eukaryota, Metazoa, Chordata, Actinopteri, Kurtiformes, Apogonidae. Gene Ontology annotation, cellular component: mitochondrial inner membrane. The record is from RefSeq and is a predicted model, not a curated record.